AACAAAACACCAACCCGGGCAGAGGAGGAGGCGAGGAGGCGCGGCGGCGGCGGCGGCGGCAGCGGCGGCGGCGGCGGCGGCGGCUCGGACCCCCUCCCCCGGCUACCCCCAUCAGUGCAGCUCUCCGGGCGAUGCCAGAAUAGAUGCCGGGGCAAUGUCCCGCCGCAAACAGGGCAACCCGCAGCACUUGUCCCAGAGGGAGCUCAUCACCCCAGAGGCUGACCAUGUGGAGGCCGCCAUCCUCGAAGAAGACGAGGGUCUGGAGAUAGAGGAGCCCAGCAGCCUGGGGCUGAUGGUGGGUGGCCCCGACCCUGACCUGCUCACCUGUGGACAGUGUCAGAUGAACUUCCCCCUGGGGGACAUCCUGGUUUUUAUAGAGCACAAGAAGAAGCAGUGCGGUGGCCUGGGUGCUUGCUAUGACAAAGGCCUGGACAAAGGCAGCCCGCCGCCCUCCUCACGCUCCGAGCUCAGGAAAGUGUCCGAGCCGGUGGAGAUCGGGAUCCAGGUCACCCCCGACGAAGAUGACCACCUGCUCUCACCCACGAAAGGCAUCUGCCCCAAGCAGGAGAACAUUGCAGGGCCGUGCAGGCCUGCCCAGCUGUCAGCGACGGCCCCCAUAGCUGCCUCCUCCCACCCUCACUCAUCCGUGAUCACUCCACCUCUGCGCACCCUGGGCGCUCUGCCGCCCUGCUUCCCCCUGCCGUGCUGCAGCGCGCGCCCGGUCUCGGGUGACGGGACUCAGGGUGAGGGUCAGACGGAGGCUCCCUUUGGAUGCCAGUGUCAGUUGUCAGGUAAAGAUGAGCCUUCCAGCUACAUUUGCACAACAUGCAAGCAGCCCUUCAACAGCGCGUGGUUCCUGCUGCAGCACGCGCAGAACACGCACGGCUUCCGCAUCUACCUGGAGCCGGGGCCGGCCAGCAGCUCGCUCACGCCGCGGCUCACCAUCCCGCCGCCGCUCGGACCCGAGGCCGUGGCCCAGUCCCCGCUCAUGAAUUUCCUGGGCGACAGCAACCCCUUCAACCUGCUGCGCAUGACGGGCCCCAUCCUGCGGGACCACCCGGGCUUCGGCGAGGGCCGCCUGCCCGGCACGCCGCCGCUCUUCAGCCCGCCGCCGCGCCACCACCUGGACCCGCACCGCCUCAGUGCCGAGGAGAUGGGGCUCGUUGCCCAGCACCCCAGUGCCUUUGACCGAGUCAUGCGCCUCAACCCCAUGGCCAUCGACUCUCCCGCCAUGGACUUCUCGCGGCGGCUCCGCGAGCUGGCGGGCAACAGCUCCACGCCGCCGCCCGUGUCGCCGGGCCGCGGCAACCCUAUGCACCGGCUCCUGAACCCCUUCCAGCCCAGCCCCAAGUCCCCGUUCCUGAGCACGCCGCCGCUGCCGCCCAUGCCCCCCGGCGGCACGCCGCCGCCGCAGCCGCCAGCCAAGAGCAAGUCGUGCGAGUUCUGCGGCAAGACGUUCAAGUUCCAGAGCAAUCUCAUCGUGCACCGGCGCAGCCACACGGGCGAGAAGCCCUACAAGUGCCAGCUGUGCGACCACGCGUGCUCGCAGGCGAGCAAGCUGAAGCGCCACAUGAAGACGCACAUGCACAAGGCCGGCUCGCUGGCCGGCCGCUCGGACGACGGGCUCUCGGCCGCCAGCUCCCCGGAGCCCGGCACCAGCGAGCUGGCCGGCGAGGGCCUCAAGGCGGCCGACGGCGACUUCCGCCACCACGAGAGCGACCCGUCGCUGGGCCACGAGCCCGAGGAGGAGGACGAGGAGGAGGAGGAGGAAGAGGAGGAGCUGCUGCUGGAGAACGAGAGCCGGCCCGAGUCGAGCUUCAGCAUGGACUCGGAGCUGAGCCGCAACCGCGAGAACGGCGGCGGCGGCGUGGCCGGGGUGGCGGGCGCGGGCGGCGUGGGCGGCGCGGCCAAGGCGCUGGCCGACGAGAAGGCGCUGGUGCUGGGCAAGGUCAUGGAGAACGUGGGGCUGGGCGCGCUGCCGCAGUACGGCGAGCUGCUGGCCGACAAGCCCAAGCGCGGCGCCUUCCUGAAGCGCGCGCCGGGCGGCGGCGACGCGGGCGACGACGACGACGCGGGCGGCUGCGGCGACGCGGGCCCGGGCGGCGCGGUCAACGGGCGCGGUGGCGGCUUCGCGCCCGGCGCCGAGCCCUUCCCGGGCCUCUUCCCGCGCAAGCCGGCGCCGCUGCCCAGCCCCGGGCUCAACAGCGCGGCCAAGCGCAUCAAGGUGGAGAAGGACCUGGAGCUGCCGCCCGCCGCGCUCAUCCCGUCCGAGAACGUGUACUCGCAGUGGCUCGUGGGCUACGCGGCGUCGCGGCACUUCAUGAAGGACCCCUUCCUGGGCUUCACGGACGCGCGCCAGUCGCCCUUCGCCACGUCGUCCGAGCACUCGUCCGAGAACGGCAGCCUGCGCUUCUCCACGCCGCCCGGGGACCUGCUGGACGGCGGCCUGUCGGGCCGCAGCGGCACGGCCAGCGGGGGCAGCACGCCGCACCUGGGCGGCCCGGGCCCCGGGCGGCCGAGCUCCAAGGAGGGCCGGCGCAGCGACACGUGCGAGUACUGCGGCAAGGUGUUCAAGAACUGCAGCAACCUGACGGUGCACCGGCGGAGCCACACCGGCGAGCGGCCUUACAAGUGCGAGCUGUGCAACUACGCGUGCGCGCAGAGCAGCAAGCUCACGCGCCACAUGAAGACGCACGGGCAGAUCGGCAAGGAGGUGUACCGCUGCGACAUCUGCCAGAUGCCCUUCAGCGUCUACAGCACCCUGGAGAAACACAUGAAAAAGUGGCACGGCGAGCACUUGCUGACUAACGACGUCAAAAUCGAGCAGGCCGAGAGGAGCUAAGCGCGCGGCCCGGCGCCCCGCCCCGCCCCUGUACAGUGGAACCGCCGCCACCCGAGAGAAUGCUGACCCGAUGCCUGCGCCCGCGCCGCGCCGCCCCCCGCCCCGCCCCGGCCCGGGGCGCUGGGCCCGCGGCGCUCCAACCUAACCUGUGUCUACGAAGUCCUAUGGAAACCCGAGGGUUGAUAGAGGCAGUAAAAAUUGUGGAGCCUUUUAACUGUGCAAUAAUUUCUGUAUUUAUUGGGUUUUGUAAUUUUUUUGGCAUGUGCAGAUACUUUUUAUUAUUAUUCUUUCUGUUUAAAUUCCUUUAAGAGAUUUUGUUGGGUAUCCAUCCUUUUUAAUUUUUUUUGUUUUUGGUUUUGUUUUGUUUUGUUUGUUUGUUUCUGUUUUUUUAAAACCCAGUAGUAGCCUGAGCAAUGACUCCCAAGCGAUGUAGAAGGGAAGCUUAUCUUUUAAAUUAUAAUUUGGGGGGGGAGGGCGCUGCUUUUUUGAGAUUUAAGCUAAGCAUGUGUAAUUUCUUGUGAAGAAGCCAACACUUAAAUGACUUUUAAAGUUGUUUACUUUGUUUUUUUUAAAUUCCUUCUUUUUUUUUUUUUUCCUUCGGUCCUGAAAUAAAAAGUGGCAUGCUCUUUUUUUUGGGGAGGGGAGGGGGUGGAUGUACAGCGGAUAACAAUCCUCAACGUUGUAGCACUUUGUUUCAGAAUUGGAAUUGAGAUGUAGCACUGAUGAUCUCCUGAGUAACAGAGGCCUUUCCUGUGUUGAUUUCAACCUUUACAGCAUCCAAGGGAGCUUCUAGUGGUGGGGGAGAGUCAGAGGUCCCCCCUUCCCCCUCCCCUGUCCCCCCCCCCCCCCAGAAAACUCACCACUGACAGAGAAAUAGGAGGUUUUGAGAACUGCCCGGGAGAUGGCCCAAAAGCAUCUUAGAGUUGUGCAUGACCAACAGAUACGUUGCUUUUCUUGGAGCGUUCUCGUGCCCUGGGAUGUCAUCUUUGCUCUUUGCUAUAGAUGAGGCUAGAUAAAAUGGGCUGAGGGUACUUUUUUGGGUAGAUGGUGGUGACCUGCAGUGACACAGAAGGGAAAGAACCAGCCAUAUCCUUUCAGGCUUCUUCUGGCUUGACGGCUUCUCUCUCUCUCUCUUUUCAUCACCCCCCCACCACAGAAAUCCCGAGUCGCACGUUGCUUCCGGUGAUAACUGACCGUGUCUCAAGCAGACAAGUGCCCCGAUGAGGUGAACUGAGAGAAGGUAGUAUUCUCUCAUUUAAUGCACACUGAUGACAUUGGAUGGACAGGUGGGAGGAUCUUGCAAAUUUCUCUUCCCUUUUACUGGAAAAGCAGGGAAAGAGUUCCAUCCGACGGUGCCCAGCGCUACUUCCCAAUUUUUUUCUUUUCUAUCCCAUUAGGUUGGAAGGUACUAAACAUUGGACUGUUAAGAUUAGACAUUGGAAUUCUGUUGACCCGCACUUUAAAGCUUUUGUUUGCAUUUAAAUUAAAUGGCUUCUAAACAAGAAAUUGCAGCAUAUUCUUCUCUCUGGCCCAGAGGUGGGUUAACCUGUAAGGGACGGCCGAGAUCGAGUGUCAGUGUUGCUAAGCUUGGCAUUCACAAUACUGGCACUAUAAAGAACAAAAUAAAAUAAUUUAUUGGACGGUUUUUCUACUGCCAUUCAAUUUGAUGUGAGUGCCUUGGAAACUGAUCUUCCUAUCUGAGUCUCUUGAGACAAAUGCAAAACUUUUUUUUUUUUUUUGAAAUGAAAAGACUUUUUAAAAGAGUAAAACAAGAAAAGUACAUUCUUUAGACACAAACAAAGCCACAUUUACUUUUAAUUAAAUUUAAAAAAAAUCCUGGUUGAAGAUAGAGGACAUGAAAAUGCCAUAAGACCCAAUCAAAUGAAGAGAUAAGCCCAGCACAACCGUGGACAUCCUUAGCUGAAUUAUCCUCAUCCCCCUUUGUCUGUGGGACAACGCUGCUUAGAUUUGGUGUGGAGGUGAAUCACUGCUGAAUUAAAACUCAAGCGACACAAGUUACACGUUGGUAUCGUUGAAUGAAAAAACAAAAACGAUUCAGGAACAAUGGCUAAUUUUUUUCUAAAGUUAAAUUUAGUGCACUCUGUCUUAAAAAUACGUUUACAGUAUUGGAUACAUACAAGGGUAAAAAAAAAUUGUGUGUAUGUGUGUUGGAGCGAUCAUUUUUUUUUCCAAGUUUGCUUACUAGGUUAUAAAAAAAUGCCACAGUGGCUGCGUGUAUAUUGUUUUCUUUUUGGUGACGGGGUUUUAGUAUAUAUUAUAUAUAUUAAAAUUUCUUGAUUACUGUACAAGUGGACCAGUAUUUGUAAUAAUCGAGAAUGCCUGGGCAUUUUACAAAACAAGAAAAAAAAAACCCUUUUCUUUUCCUUGAAAAUGUUGCAGUAAAAUUUAAAUGGUGGGUCUAUAAAUUUGUUCUUGUCACAGUAACUGUAAAGUCGGAGUUUUAGUAAAUUCUUUUCUGCCUUGGGUGUUGAAUUUUUAUUUAAAAAAAAAUGUAUAGAAACUUGUAUUUGGGGAUUAAAAGGGGAUUGCUACACCAUGUAGAAAAAGUAUGUAGAAAAAAAAGUGCUUAAUAUUGUUAUUGCUUUGCAGAAAAAAAAAAUCACAUUUCUGACCUUUACUUAUUUUUCUCUCCCCGCCCCCUCUGGAAUGGAUAUAUUGGUUGGUUCAUAUGAUGUAGGCACUUGCUGUAUUUUUACUGGAGCUUGUAAUUUUUUAACUGUAAGCUUGUCCUUUUAAAGGGAUUUAAUGUACCUUUUUGUUAGUGAAUUUGGAAAUAAAAAGAAAAAAAAAACAAAAACAAACAGGCUGCCAUAAUAUAUUUUUUUAAUUUGGCAGGAUAAAAUAUUGCAAAAAAAAAUUUGUAUGUUUAGUCCUAUUGUACAGGAGAAGAAGGGUUGUUUGACAACCUUUGAGGAAAAGAAACAAAAGGAAGUCGUUAAAUGCUUCGGUUCACAAACCAUUUUAGUUGUAUAUAUUUUUGUCGGAAUUGGCCUAUACAAAGGACUGUUCGAGCAGGGCUUCUCCGAAUGCUCCGAACCUUGCAUCAAGGCUCCCUGGUGUGGCCACAGCAGACCGGAUGGGAAAUUCUUUAUUCGUGUUGAGUGGAGAAAUCAGUUUUUGUAAAGAUGUCGGUCACAUUUCACAGAGUCCUCUCGUUCUCCAAGAGGCCAUCUGUAAGAUGUCAGGUGUUAGAGGAGAGAGCGAGAGGGCAUCUUCCUUCUCUACUGUCACCACUGUGGCGGUCACCACGUCUCCCGCCCGCCCUUAAGAGCAGAAAGGAAUGCAAACCGAGCUUUCUUUAGUCCUUGAGAAAACGUGAAACAGACAAAAGACGCAGUAAAAGGAGCUGGUGAAUCAGCGAGGCACAGGUGACGCGAGACCAGUGCAAGUUGGAUUUCAGGAGGGAGUCAGGGCCUUUCUUUCCAUGGAGAGUGUUGGCCUGUUGUCGUUCUUAGCUGCUCCGCUGCUUUGCUCGCUGAAACCUACAUUCCGUCAGUUUCUGAGUGCCGAGGGCCUGGGAUGAAUUCGGUGCCUUUCCUAUCUCUUCUCUCCUUCCCCUGUGUUUCCUCUCCAUCCUCCAGCCUCUAUCAGUCUUUUAUUUUGUCCUCUUCAUUUUUACUUAAUUUCUUUUCUUUCUCCCUCUCUCUACUCCUGUUUUUGUUUUUUUUUUUUCUUGUAAAGCCAAGUAGCUUUAAAGUGGUGGUUUUUUGGAUGAGGGAAUAAUACACUUAAAAAAAAAAAACCUAUAUCAGGAAGCCAUUUUUUAUUUCAGGAACUGUAAAACCAUUAUUUCAGGUUAUGAAAGUAUAACCAAGCAUCUUUUGGGGCAAUUCUUGACCAAAUGCAGAAAUCUUUCUUCUGGGAGCUUUUCUGUUCCAUACACCCUUCCCUCCUUGUAACUGACCUUUGCAAAGGGAACAGAAAGGGGGGAGGGGGGGAGAGAAAGCUGAGAUGUCAGUUUCCUACCUGCCCAACCCGAAGACCCAGGGGCUGCCCUUUCUUUCCAAUGCCCUCUUAAGGUACUGGAGCCUCCAGGGUGGUCACCCUGUAGUUCCGAAAGCUAGCCAGCCCUCACCAGCUUCCACAAAGUCACCAGAAUGCCAGGACUAAGCCAUCCUAAAGCACAAAGAUUGUGUCUCUGUCCAUUGCAGAGAAAAGAGCAUUAUGCUUCUCUUUCAUGUUUAAAAAGCCCACACUGGAGCAGACGACCCAGUGAGGGGGGGGCCCCCGAGCCUGGGUGACCCAGCCGACCUCAGGCCGGUUUCCAUACUGCCACAACUUUGUUCAAAGUUGCCCCAAAUUGGAACCUGCCACUUGCCAUUAGAAGGUCUUUCAUGGGGAGAGGAGGAGGCUGAACUACUAUAAGCAAAAUGUGAAAAGUAAGGAAGUCAGCCUUUCAUCCCGGUCCGUAGCGAAGGUUUUGUUGCGCACAGGCAAACCCGUGAUUUGGUGCUCUUUGUAUCUCAACCCUGCAAAGCAAAGUUACAUUGAUUUAAGUUGUUUGCAUUUGUACGGGCAAGGCAAAAUAUUUUUAUUACCUUUUCUAUUACUUAUUGUAUGAGCUUUUGUUGUUUACUUGGAGGUUCUGUCUUUUACUACAAGUUUGGAACUAUUUAUUAUUGCUUGGUAUUUGUGCUCUGUUUAAGAAACGGGCACUUUUUUUUUUAUUAUGGAUAAAAUGUUGAGAUGACAGGAGGUCAUUUCAAUAUGGCUUAGUAAAAUAUUUAUUGUUCCUUUUAUUCUCUGUACAAGAUUUUGGGCCUCUUUUUUCCCUUAAUGUCACAAUGUUGAGUUCCGCAUGUGUCUGCCAUUUCAUUUGUACGCUUGUUCAAAACCAAGUUUGUUCUGGUUUCAAGUUAUAAAAAUAAAUUGGACAUUUAACUUGA
This is a messenger RNA of Lutra lutra (Eurasian river otter), 7749 nucleotides long. RefSeq names its product BCL11 transcription factor B (gene BCL11B). NCBI's taxonomy places the organism in Eukaryota, Metazoa, Chordata, Mammalia, Carnivora, Mustelidae. Gene Ontology annotation, cellular component: nucleus. The transcript is spliced from 4 exons. Gene Ontology annotation, biological process: positive regulation of transcription by RNA polymerase II. The record is from RefSeq and is a predicted model, not a curated record. Gene Ontology annotation, molecular function: DNA-binding transcription factor activity; RNA polymerase II cis-regulatory region sequence-specific DNA binding. The coding region runs from base 155 to 2842 and encodes 895 amino acids.